Molecule: messenger RNA, 2728 nt
Organism: Zea mays
Lineage: Eukaryota; Viridiplantae; Streptophyta; Magnoliopsida; Poales; Poaceae
Product: potassium channel AKT3
Exons: 10
Coding region: 1-2721 (906 amino acids)
Biological process (GO): potassium ion transport; transmembrane transport
Cellular component (GO): membrane
Molecular function (GO): protein binding; voltage-gated potassium channel activity
Source: RefSeq, a predicted model, not a curated record
AUGCCGUUGAGUGGCAGGCCAUGGGGCGGCGGCGGCGGCAGCGGUGGCGGCAGCUCGGGUAGGCUCGCGUCGUCCGGCGCGCUCCUCCCGGCGGCGCUGGGCGGCGCGCGCAGCGGGCGGCGGCCCCGGCUCCGGCGGUUCAUCGUGUCCCCCCACGACCCGCGGUACGUGGCGUGGGAGCACUCGCUGGUGGCGCUGGUGGCGUACUCGGCGUGGGUGGCGCCCUUCGAGUUCGGGUUCGUCCCGGACCCGCGGGGCGCGCUGGCCGUCGCCGACAACGCCGUGAACGCGGCGUUCGCCGUGGACAUCGCGCUCACCUUCUUCGUGGCGUACGCGGACGGCGGGACGUACCUGCUGCAGGACGACCCCCGGCGGAUCGCGUGGCGGUACGCCCGCUCCUGGCUCGCGCUCGACGUCGCCUCCACCGUGCCCACCGAGGUGUACCGCCGGGUCCUGCCGCGCCAGGCCAGGAGCUACAACUUCUUCGGCAUGCUCCGGCUCUGGCGCCUGCACCGCGUCGGCACGCUCUUCGCACAACUGGAGAAGGACAGGAAGUUCCGCUACUUCUGGGUUCGAUGCACAAGGCUCAUCUGCGUGACGCUGUUCGCGGUGCACUGCGCGGGGUGCUUCUACUACCUGCUGGCGGACAGGUACCCGGACCCGGGGCACACGUGGCUGAGCUCCUCCAUGCCGGACUUCAAGCAGCAGAGCGUGUGGAAGCGGUACGCCGCGUCCAUGUACUGGUCCAUCACCACGCUCACCACCGUCGGGUACGGCGACAUGCACGCCGUGAACACGGGCGAGAUGGUGUUCACCACGUUCUACAUGCUCUUCAACCUCGGCCUCACCGCCUACCUCAUCGGCAACAUGACCAACCUCGUCGUCCACGGCACCAGCCGCACCAGGAAAUACAGGGACGCGAUCAAGGCGGCGACGAGCUUCGCGGUGCGGCACCAGCUGCCGCCGCGGCUGCAGGAGCAGAUGGUGUCCCACCUGAGCCUCAAGUUCAGGACCGACUCGGAGGGGCUGCAGCAGCAGGAGACGCUGGACGCGCUGCCCAAGGCCAUCCGCUCCGGCAUCUCGCACUACCUCUUCUUCGCCCUCGUCCAGGGCGUCUACCUCUUCCAGGGCGUCUCCAAUGACCUCAUCUUCCAGCUGGUCUCUGAGAUGAACGCCGAGUACUUCGCGCCCAGGGAGGACGUCAUCCUGCAGAACGAGGCGCCGUCCGACUUCUACAUCCUAGUCACCGGUAGUGUGGAGCUGGUAGAGCUCCGGAACGGUUCAGAGCAGGUGGCUGGGGUGGCCAGGGCCGGCGACGUCGUCGGCGAGAUCGGGGUGCUGUGCUACAAGCCCCAGCUCUUCACGGCGAGGACGCGGUCCCUGUGCCACCUCCUGCGCAUGGAGCGCAGCGCGUUCCUCAGGAUCGUCCAGGCGAACGUCGGCGACGGCACCAUAAUCAUCAACAACCUUAUCCAGUACCUCAAGGAGAAGAGGGACAGCGGCGCCAUCGCCGGCGUCGCGGAGGAGAUCGAGUACUUGCUAGCUCGGGGCCAGCUCGAGCUCCCCGUCACGCUCUGCUACGCCGCGUCCAGAGGAGACGACUUCCUCAUGCAUCAGCUCCUCAAGCGCGGGGUCGAUCCCAACGAGUCAGAUAACUAUUGGCAUACAGCACUGCACGUCUCAGCUUCCGGUGGACAUGAGCAGUGCAUCAAGCUUCUGCUAGAGCAUGGCGCUGAUCCUAAUGCUUCAGACGCGCAAGGAAGAGUGCCCCUGUGGGAGGCCCUGUCGCGGGGGCACCGCGGGGCCGCGCAGCUGCUGGCGGACGGCGGCGCGGACCUGGCGUCGGGCGACGCGGCGCUCUACGCGCGCGCGGCCGUGGAGGCGGGCGACGUCGCGCUGCUGGAGGACGUGGCGCGCCACGGCGGGGACGUGACGGUGGCGUGCUGCGACGACGGCGGCACCGCGCUCCACCGCGCCGUGCUCCAGGGGGACGUCGGGAUGGCCAGGGCCCUGCUGGAGCACGGUGCCGACGCCGACAGGGAGGACGGCGGCGGCCGGACCCCGCGGGACUUGGCGGGCCAGCUCGGCCACCGCGACAUGCACCAGCUGUUCGGGCCGCCCUCGCAGUCGCAGCACCGGGAAGCGGUGGAGAGUCCGAUCAGGCGGCAGGGCUCGGGAACGGAGGACCAUGGCAGCAGCUGCAGGCCCGCCGUCGCGGUCGCGGCUCGGCCGGCGGUCACCAGGUUCAAGAGCGCGCCCGCGGCGAGGGUCCCGGUCGCGGUCGCGCAGCACGACGGCGCCGGUUCGUCGCCGUCACCGUCGUCGUCCAGGCACAGCAGUCCGCGGCGGAUGGUCAGCUUCCGGAACUCCCUCUUCGGCGUCCUCUCCUCGUCACAAGUGAACAGGCACGACGGAGCAGCUGGCGGCGGGGGGCAUAGCCGCCACGAGAGGCACACGCACAGCAGGUCGCGGGUCAGGGUGACCGUCUCCUGCCCCGAGCAGGGCGUCGGCGCGAGGAAGCUGGUGUUCAUGCCUGAGACGAUGGCGCAGCUCGUGGAGCUCGCCGGGAGCCAGUUUGGGUUCGCCCCGACGAGGGUGGUGACCACAGACGGUGCCCAGGUUGACGACGCCAGGCUCGUCAGGGACGGCGACCACCUCCUCGUCGUCACCCAUCAGUGGCAGAGGGUGCCCGACACUAAGAUCGUGCAUACGAAUCAGUAGAUGUGAA